Molecule: messenger RNA, 18361 nt
Organism: Astyanax mexicanus (Mexican tetra)
Lineage: Eukaryota; Metazoa; Chordata; Actinopteri; Characiformes; Acestrorhamphidae
Gene: kmt2cb
Product: lysine (K)-specific methyltransferase 2Cb
Exons: 63
Coding region: 989-16171 (5060 amino acids)
Biological process (GO): positive regulation of transcription by RNA polymerase II
Cellular component (GO): MLL3/4 complex; nucleus
Molecular function (GO): transcription coactivator activity; histone H3K4 methyltransferase activity; histone binding
Source: RefSeq, a predicted model, not a curated record
UUUUUUGUGGACGCGUUUAUGUGCACGAGUGCAGCCCGGAGAUCUCCGUUUAUCCCGGUUUAUUAUCGAAAGCGACGAACUUGCUCGGGAAAACGAUAAACGCGGCGUUCUGUUAUAACCGGAGUGCGGCACUACUUGCGCUGGGCGUCGCGUUAUUUAUUUUUUUUUAAGACUAGGGGGUUGUGCUUCGGUCGCACUCAAAUAUGGCUACCAUGGAGUGGGAGCUAACCGAGCUAUUACAACUUUAACGUUUGGAUCUGGCUGAAUAGAAAGAAACAGAGGGGUUGUUUUUUGUUUUUCCUGGAUAUUUUGGCGGAUUUUUGAGAUUGUAUGGGAACUAACCUGCCUAAUUUAGCUGGUUAAUGUGUGUGGAUGUGUUUUGUAUAGCGGAGUAGUUUUUUUCUCUUAUUUUUUUCUUCCUCUGGGGAAGCUCAACGUUACAGCCGAGAAGAGAACGGAAUAAUUUGCUCUUUUUAAAAAGUACAGCUCCUUUUUUGGUGUUUUUAAAGCUGUUUUUUUAAUGGAAAAGGGUUUUCCUGCUGCCACCGGCUUGAGGACAACGUGAAGCGAAGCGGAGCGGUAUGAGUUGUUUACGGAGAGGAGGCAUCGCUGGAGGAGAAAAAACCCUCCGCACCGGGAUGUAAACCCCUGAAGGGUUUCGUCAUGAAACGGAAUAAAACAAACUGAGGGGGUCGAAGAGAGUCGGGAUCGGCUUUUGCGAUUUUUUUUAUUUUCUUAACGAAGCAAAACUGGAUUUUAAUCCGUUUUUUUCCCAAGCGCAGUUGUUGUGGUGGUGGAGCCCUGUGUGGUUUACUCGCGCUCCUGCUCUCUCUCUCUCCCGGAGCUCUGUGAGGGAUAACGGUCUUAGCUAGCUAACAUUCCCAACCUACACAAAACUACACAAAAAACCCUCGGAAACACUAAACUACAGCGCUGUCACGGUUAUUGACAUGAAGGAAAUGUCUAAACAGUGUUAGGGCUGAAGAGAAUGUCAUCAGAGGAGAAGAUUCUGGACCCCUCUGACAAAGGAUCCACGCCGCCGCUUGGUGGCUAUGUGGCCACGCCCACUGGAAGCCCCGCCUCCACCGACAAGCGGCCCCGAGGCCGGCCUCGGAAGGAUGCUCCCUCUGCGGCUGUCCAGCCGACCCCUGCGCCCAGACAGAGAAAGAAGAGUCGAGGUCGGGGGAAAGCUGUGGUUGAAGAUGAAGACAGUGCAGAUGGGAUGGAGACGACAGAGUCUGGAAGCACACAGGAACCAGACUGUAGUAAAGGUCAGCCGGAGGACGCCGAGGGCAGCACCGCAGUGUCGUCGCUUGGCGGAGAGGAAGAGGAGCAGCCUUCAUCGCCGCCUGCAUCUCCACGCUGCGAGGCAGAAACGUCAGCAGCUUGUGGAGGAGCUCAAAGCAGUGAGCAGCUGUGUGCCCUCUGUUACUGUGGUGCUCGCAGUCUGCUCGGUCAGGGCGAGCUGAAGCUCUUCAAGGCCACGCCGGGCUUCCAGGCCAGAACGGAGGGACACGACCAUGACGACAAGAGCGCGGCCGCCAGCCAAUCAGGGAGGAGCAAAGGCCUGGAGAGUGCUGGAGCUGACGACACAGGCGGCAGGUCCUGGGAUGAACUCCACCAUGUGGGUUUGCCAGACGACGUAGACGUCCGGUCUCUUUUUGAUGAGUCAGGUCAGUGUUGGGCACAUCAGCAGUGUGCUCUGUGGUCAGAGGGCGUGUGCCAAGCAGAGGACCAAUCACUGCUCAACGUGGACAGAGCCAUCCACUCAGGGAGCACAGAGCAUUGUGCAUAUUGUAAGCGCCUUGGAGCAUCCAUCAAGUGCUGUGAGGAGGGCUGUGGCCGCUCGUACCAUUACCCGUGUGCGGGGGGUGCUGGAACCUUCCAGGAUUUCAGGAAGCUCUCUGUCCUCUGCACCGAACACGUCCACCUGGCCCUCAGCAAAUCUGCUGAGGAGGCGAACUGUGUGCUGUGCGACAGGGCGGGGGACCUGCUGGACCAGCUGUUCUGCACGAGCUGUGGACUGCAUUACCACGGCCUGUGUCUCGACAUCAGCGUGAGCCCUCUGAUUAGAGCCGGCUGGCAGUGCCCUGAGUGCAAAGUCUGUCAGACAUGCAAAAACCCUGGAGAGGACACGAAGAUGCUGGUGUGCGACAUGUGUGAUAAAGGCUAUCACACCUUCUGUCUGCAGCCUGUGAUGGACUCCAUCCCCACUAAUGGCUGGAGGUGUAAGAACUGCCGGGUGUGUGUUCAGUGCGGCACGAGGAGCAGCGGCCAGUGGCACCACAACAGUCUGCUGUGUGAAAACUGCGCCGGCCAGCCGGGUCCAGCCCAGCUCUGCCCCCUGUGCACCAUCAGCCUCGACCCUGAAAUCCACAAAGACCUGCUGUCCUGCCAGCACUGCAAAAGGUGGUUCCAUCUGGAGUGUGAGCGGCAGGUGGAAGGUCAUGUGGAGGUCCAGGCUGGAGAGGAUUACGUCUGUUCAGUGUGUAAACAUGCUGGCUUUGAGCCAGGCCCGGUGCCCAUGGACGUGGAGCCGCUGCAGGAGGAGGUGGAAACACACAUGGAGGUGGAGGACCACGAGCCGCCGGCUCCAUCAGACGCCUCCGAGUCAGAGUCCGCUCAGGUUCAGAACACCCAAUCAGAGCAGACCUCCAGUCAGCGGCUGCAGGAGGGGCUGGAGCCUGCAGAGACGACACAGUCUGAAGAAGGCACUAAAACAAGCAGUGAAAAAGUGCAAGAAGUGGUUUGUGAAGCUCCACCACAAGGACCCACGGAUGAAGAAAGUACAGCCACCCAGCCUCACCAGGACCUAAAGCCAGGCAGUAGUCCAGAAACUCCUCUGCAAAAUCCAGAUGGACCCCCUGAACCAGCCAUUAAAGCAGAACUGCCCCAGGAGACUCCGUCACCGAUUAACCCGGGCGAAUCAGCUUCUCUCCAAGAGGACGAACACAAACCGAGUCUAGAGGAGCAGAAGUCCAUCCAGUCACCUACCAAAGAGCUCCCAGCUUCAGCCUCUGAACCAUCAGUGGAUUUGAAGAUGGAAGUAUCGUCCUCUGAAGCUCCAGAAGCUUCCAUGGAGCCUGAAUCAAGUUCUGCUAAACCUGUGCCAAAGGUGGAAAAGGAGCAACAUGACGGAGCCACUCCAGUCCUCGCUGUAGAAAAGCCAGGUCAGAAAGAUGAUGAGAUUUUAACUGAGGGCCUCACAGCGGAGCAGCUUCAGAGAGACACUGAGAACAUCACACUCGAGCAGAGUAAGAGCCCAGCUGAGGAGAACCAGCAGCAGCAGCAGCCUGAGGGAGCUGUGGACGUCCUUAAGGUAGAACAUCAUCCUGCAGGAGCCCCUGAGGGCCUCAAGGUGGAGAAGUGUAAAAGUGAAAGAACCCCAGAAAAGCUCAUAAUGGAGCAGCCUAAGAAACCUACGGAGGUCCUCACGGUGGAGCAGCAUCAGAAAACCACUCAGAGCCUCACGGUGGAGCUGCACAAGAGAGUCACUGAAAGUCUCAAAGUGGAGGAAUGUGGAGGAGCCUUUGCAGGUCUUUCGGAGGAAAUGGACAUUAGCACGGACGGUGAGCGUAGCUUGGCAAAGCUGAGCUCGCUAGUGGAAGAGAGGACCUCACUAAAGCCAUUGCCAAUAAUUAGGCAGCCGGAGAGCUUGCCCUCCUCUGGCCAGCCUACAAUCAGCCCCCAAAGCCACUCUGGAGCAGGAGAAACCCACAUCAACGUGCCUUCAACAACAUUUAUACCGUUCACACCUAAGAUCGGCAUGGGCAAACCUGCCAUCACCAAGAGGAAGUUCUCACCUGGGAGGCCAAGGGUGAAGCAGGGAGUAUGGAGCACCUCUUCUAGACUGAGCUCCACUUCCUGGUCCGCGGCCCAGGGUGAGGGUUGGGACGCCCCAAAGAGCAGGCAGUUCCCCAGUCCAUCUGCAUGGAGCAUCCGUGUGGGCCGUGGGUCGGGCUUUCCUGGGCGAAGGAGGCCCAGAGGGGCGGGGCUUACAGGCAGAGGGGGGCGGGGCCGCUCAAGGAUCAAGACUGGGGUUAGUCCACUUCCCACCCCAGGGUUUAACACCAUGGAAACGUCGCUGUAUCCGUUCAGAGAGGAGGAGGAGAACGCCAUGCACAGCACAGUGGUGAUCUUCUCCAGCACAGACACUUUCACUCUCAAACAGGAUAUGUGUGUGGUGUGUGGUAGUUUUGGUCAGGGUGCAGAGGGCAGACUGCUGGCCUGUGCACAGUGUGGACAGUGUUAUCACCCCUACUGCGUCAAUAUUAAGAUCACUAAGGUGGUGCUGAGUAAAGGCUGGAGGUGUUUGGAGUGUACGGUGUGUGAGGCGUGUGGUCAGGCCAGUGACCCCGGCCGUCUCCUCCUGUGUGACGACUGCGACAUCAGCUACCACACCUACUGCCUGCAGCCGCCGCUGCAGAACGUCCCCAACGGCAGCUGGAAGUGCAAAUGGUGUGUAUCCUGCACACAGUGCGGUGCCACGUCUCCAGGUGUGAGGUGCGAGUGGCAGAAUAAUUACACCCAGUGCGCUCCCUGUGCCAGCCUGGCCACCUGCCCCAUCUGCCUACUCGACUACAGCGAGGAAGAGAUCAUCCUGCAGUGUCGCCAGUGUGACAGGUGGAUGCACGCCUCCUGUCAGGGCUUCCACUCGGAGGAGGAGGUGGAGAAGAUUGCAGACAGCAGCUUGGACUGCAGUCUGUGUCAGGGCCACAAGCCUCUCUCUCCAGCGUUAGGAUCCAGCACUAAAUCUGAUCCAGAUAUCUAUGAGCUCCCUGUCGCCCCACAGAUCCUUCCCAAAUCUAGAGAUCUAGACCUGAUGAGGACGUACACUCAGGACGGCGUAUGUCUCACAGAGUCGGGGCUCUCGCAGCUCCAGAGCCUCGCGAACGCCGCCUCCAGACGCCGGCGGCCCAAACCCAAACUCAAGCUGAAAAUCAUCAACCAGAACAGCGUGGCUGUGCUGCAGACCCCACCUGACCCCCAGACCGAUCUCUCCAGAGAUGGAGAUCUGGACGACAGCAGAGCAGAAGGGGAGCUGGUAGAUGGCGAGGGCAAGUCCGACUCCAGCCCUGAGAGAGAGACUGCGGCAGACGACGAGUCAAAAGUAGCCGAGGCCUGCAAGAAGAGGAAGAGGAAGCCCUACCGGCCCGGUAUCGGAGGCUUUAUGGUCAGGCAGAGGAACCGGACGGCCCCAGGCAAAGCCAAACCUGCUCUGGGCAGGAAAGACUCCACAGGCUCUGUGUCUGAGACUCAGCAGGGAAAGGACGAAGGCUGGGGCGACCCGAUGCCCGACACGCCAGUGGACGAGAAACCUCCUGUGACUGAAUUCCCUGAAAACCCUGAAGUGAAAGUCCGCAAACGCUACAGGAAGAAGAAAACCAAACUGGAAGAAGCAUUUCCUACAUAUCUGCAGGAGGCGUUCUUUGGGAAGGACCUUCUGGAUAAGAGCAAGCAGAGCAGGCAGGAGACCACUGGACUGUUGGAGGAAGAGAGAGAAAGAAAACAGGGCGGGGCCGGACAGCUGAGGCUGACCUCUAACCCCACACGCAGUAUUACAUCAACCCCAUUACCCAGCAAAGCUGCAGGACCAAGGAGCUCUGAGGAGCCUCUGGUGGAUCUGUCCGAGGUGCUGAAAUCAGACACUGAGCUGCUGGGGAUGCUCUCCGGUGACAUGGACAAACAGUCAGAGGAAUCCGGUCUUGAUUUUUGCCCUUUCCAGGUUGACUGCUCUCCCUCUCCAUUUGCUGGACUGGACAUUACCCCACUGUCAGAAGAGGCUUCAGUCUCCUGUCAGUCUCAUUCAGGACGCGGCUCUCAUCAGGUAGCAGAGGAGCCGCUGGAUGGGAUUCUCAGCCCUGAACUGGACAAGAUGGUCACUGACGAGUCCAUCCUGAGUAAGCUGUAUAAAAUCCCAGAGCUGGAAGGAAAGGAUGUGGAGGAUUUGUUCACAGCUGUGUUAAGCCCCAGCACUCAGGUGCCCCACCAAACCCAGGGACCCCACUCUCUGCAUGGGCCUCCAGGGCCUGGCCUGCCCCCCUCCCAGCUCAACUCAGGAAUGUUUCCCCGGAUGCCAGUGAUGAACGGUCUGAUGGCACCCAAUCAACAGUUCCCUCCGUCACAGAUGCCUCCUGGAGCAGGGCCUGACAUGCCUCGAAACUUCCCUCCCAUGCAACGCAUGCCUUUCUCUGACAAUCUUAGGGAGAGGAAGUUUAGUCAGAUGGCUCGGGAUGCAGCUGGCCCGUGGUCAGCCACUGGUCCAUGUCCAGCUUCUGCUCCGCCUCCUACCCCUGUCCCUGAGGGCGAGGGCGAUUCCUUGUCCACGGCUCAGAAGAGCACACUAAAGUGGGAGAAAGAGGAGACGCUGGGAGAACUCGCUACCGUCGCCCCCGUUCUCUACACCAACGUCAACUUCCCCAACCUCAAAGAGGAGUACCCAGAUUGGCAAACACGAGUAAAACAAAUCGCAAAGCUGUGGAGGAAAGCAAGUUCUCAAGACAGAGCUCCAUAUGUGCAAAAAGCUCGAGACAACAGAGCCGCCCUUCGCAUCAACAAAGUCCAAAUGUCUAAUGAAACAAUUAAGAGGCAGCAGCAGCCGCAGCAGCCGCAGCCUCAGGCCCCGCAGGUUUUGGAAGUGUUUGACCCCGCCAUCCCCCCUCUGGAUCCUGAACUUCUAUUCAAAGACCCUCUAAAGCACAAGGAAUCUGAGCAGGAGCAGGAAUGGAAGAUGAGACAGCAAAUGAGGCAAAAAAGUAAACAGCAAGCCAAAAUCGAAGCCACGCAAAAGCUUGAACAGGUGAAGAAUGAGCAGCUUCAACAGCAGCAGCAGCAGAACCUCAAAGGAGGACCGUCUGAUCUCGACACACCUGGUGGCCUCCAGAGCCCCGUCUCCUCGCAAUCCAGCAACGGGAACAUGUCUCCUAUGCAGCCCAGCUCCAAAAAUGGGUUUUCAAAGCCACAGCUUUCAGGAACUCCCACCGCAGGUUCCCCGGAUGACGUCUUUCUGCGCCCUCAUCCUCCACCACCUUCGUCAGGGUCUCAGCCUCAGUCUCCACAGAUGUUCUCUCCCGGUUCUUCUGGCUCAAGACCGUCCUCACCUUGGGACCCUUAUGCCAAAAUGGUGGGCACACCACGACCUCCGGCGAGUGGGCCAGCCGCUGCUCGCCGGAACUCUGAAUCUGGGAAAUCGCCUAGAAGUCUUUCUGAGGAACGUGGGAAGACUCCAUCCAUUCACGAGUCUAUCGGUUCACCGACUAGCCUCAAUGUUGACCCAUAUGCCAAGCCUCCAGACACACCGAGGCCAACAGGCCCAACAGACCCCUUUCUAAAGCCUAUGUGCCCUCCCAGGACUAGUCAGGCCAUGGAAGGGAGGCACCUGAUUGGCUCCCCAGGACAUGAUCCUUUUUCCAGGGCAGGCGUGAGAAAGGAAGCGUAUCCACGAAUGCCUCAAGGCAGGAUGAUCCUUUCAGAUCCUUACGCACGUCCUCUUCUCGCCCCGAUCCCGGGAAGUAAUGAGUCGGGGUCUGUUCAACUCUUCAAGACCCCAAUGCCCCCUCCUCAACCUCAGGACUCAAAUACAGCCAUGCAUUCAAGAAGACCAAGUGGAGAUCCCUUUGAGAGGUUGAUAAUGCCCCCUCGUUCUGCAGAGGCGUUUCAACAAAGUCAAUCGAAUGACCCGUAUGCUCAUCCUCCACUUACUCCACAUCCUGGUGUGGGCGACGGCUUUGAGAAUCAAGUACGAAUCCCACGGCAACCUCAGGCACACCCUUUUCCACAGCCUGGUCCGUUGGCGCACCAAUCUGCUGGGAACCCAUACGCUCGUGCCCCCUCAACCCCUCGGCCUGAUUACUCUCAUGGUGAUCCGUUUCCCCAGACUCCAUAUUCUAACCCAUACGCUCGAAUGCCUGGAACUCCCAGACCACAUGACCCUGAACCCUACCCCCACCAAUCAGCCGCUUCUCACCCUGCCAUCAUGAACCCGACCACACAGCAGAUCCAGGCUCAGAAUCGCAUCCUGUCCCCCAUGUCUAUGGAUCCUUAUGCACAACCCCCUGGGACUCCACACCCUGGUGUACCAGAAAGGUUCCUCAAGUCUCAGAAUUACCAAAGGAAUCAAGACCCGUUCAACCACGCUCCAGGAAUGUCUCGGCCAAUGGGGUCUGACCCUCACGCCCAACCAGCAGCAGCGGGACCCUCUCAGGCAUUACUCAACGACCCGUACGCCCAACCCCCUAGAACGCCUCACCCUGGAGGUGCAGGGCAGGGUAUAAGACCAGGACUUAUGCCUGGUCAAGAUUCAUUUUCUCCACCUCAAGCACUGAUGCAGGAAGCAUUCGCCAAUCCAGCCAUAUCAGGCUCUCAGACGCCGAGACAUCCCGGUGGUAUGGGGGACGAAAACAGUGUGUCCCAGUCUCCGUCCAGUCAGCCGAGCCAGACGCCGGUUCAUGACCCGUUUGAGCAGACCUCCAUGAACCCUCACUCUCAGUGUGCAGAAAGCAGCAGAGAACAGCAAGGCUUGGGACCCGGAGCGAUAGCGAUGGCACAGCCACACAACACUGAAGCUCAGUCCGUCCCUCUCGCAGAGGCUGAAGAAAGAAUGAGACAGCGCCAGCGCAUCAGAGAGCUUAUCCUAAGACAGCAGCAGCAGAAAAGUGCCAUCCGUCAAGAAAAGAGUGCGCAGGAGCAGCCUGUGAAUGUGCCUCCAGGAACCCCUCAGCACUGGAGUCAGGAAACCCAGGGUCAGCAACCCAGUGACGUGUUCAAUCGACCACCUCCGCCGUAUCCUGGUCCCGGUGUUGUGAGAAGCCCUCAGAGAUUCCACGGACCCUUUCCAGGAGAUCAGCGAGGGCCGUUCUCUGACGGGCAGUUCCCAAAACCCCAGUUUCCUGGAGACACCAAUAACAUCAGGCUGCCAGGACCCAGGUUGGCUUUCCCUGCUGGUGUUCAGGGGCAGGGCUUAAGACCCCAUCCAAUGCAGGACCCCAUGAUGGAAGCUCAUCCACAGAUGCGAAGAUCCAUGUCUAUAGAUCUGGGGAAAUCCUUAGGAGGCGCCCCUAUGGGACUCCAGGCUUUGCCUUUGCCGCCUCGAGGCAUGCACAUGCAACAGCACAAUAUUAUGGGGCAACCCUUUAUAGAACUUCGGCACAGGCCUCCUGAAGCCAGGCUCCAGCUUCCCUUUGCUGCUCCUGUUAUGCAGGGAAACCGCAUGGAAUCGCCAACGCAACCUCAGCGCCCUCCAGGUUUUAUGAGCGGGCAAGAAAUGGGAUUUCCAGCCAACCAAGGUCACAAGCCAGUGGACCCUACGAUGAAUCAAACUCAGGGAGUAGCUACAGAGUUGCAGGGGACGAUGAGUAUGGAGAACUUGCAUCAGCACAGUGUUUCAGUAAGAGCUGGACAUCCACAGAUUCCACUCGUGAGGUCAAUGAGCCAACCGAAUGAGACUUUCAGCUCUCCGACUUCGAAUUUCCCUGUAGUUUCUUCUGGCCAAAGCAGCGAAGUGGUUCUAUCUUCAAGCGAAGGAACUGAAGAGAAGAUGGAUGCAGAUGAAUCGGCUGUGAAGGACCUUGAAGAUGUGGAAGUCAAGGACCUUGUGGAUACGGACUUAGAGAAUCUAAAUCUUGAUGCAGACGAUGGAAAAGAUCUAGAUCUGGAGACGAACGACUUGCACCUGGAUGAAAUAUUUUUGACGUCCGGAAAAUUUGAUAUCAUCGCCUACGCCGAUGCUGAUCUAGACCUUAGCGAGGAUUUGGAUCUUAAUGAUUCCAUUGAGGACCACCCUGAAACCUCUGACCUUCAAAAGUCUCAACUAGAUAAAACUGAUGCUUUAAAUGGUGCUUCCCUGUCUUCCCAUUCCACAUCCGAGGAAGAUAAAGCUGGGGACAAACAUGAGCAGUCCCCAGUUCAGAUUAAAAAAGAGGUUUGUCAGAAUUUGGGGACUCUGAAGUCUGAGGAAGAGAUCAAAAUCGAGGUACAGAACGAUUUGUCGCAAAUGUCAUCCUGCAAAAAUCAAAUGAAUGAAGCUCAAGCCGUUAAUCAAGAAGUCUGCGGGAGUAGCAUUGAUGACACUACUUCCAAGCACGAUGUUCACUCUGAUUCUACUCCAGUGCUUUCCAGUUUACUGGUCAACGUGCCCCAAGAUAACGAAUCUCAUAAACAAGACAGCUGUGGGCAAUCUAUGCCUCAGAGCAAACUUCAGGAACCUGCGUUACAGCAGACGCUCAAUUCUAAUCUAAUGGCACAAGGAGGCAUUUCUGUGCAGGGGAUGAAUCCUGGCAUGGUUGUAGACCCAUCGUUGGUUUCUUCUCAUAGUGACGGCUCUUUAGACAUCCCAGGGGCUAUUCAGGACCAGUCAUCAGCUGCCAUGUUUGGACUGGAGCAGAAAGACGCUCUACUUUCCAUAGAACAGUCUGGUAUCCUGUCUCAAGCCCAGCAGGCGCUGUUGGCCCAGCAUGGCCAACAGAACCGACCUCUGUUACUCGAGGAACAGCCACUUCUCUUACAGGACUUACUCGACCAAGAGCGGCAGGAACAGCAGCAGCAGAAACAGAUGCAGGCCAUGAUCCGACAGCGCUCCAGUGACUCCUUCUUCCCUAAUAUAGGUAAUACAGAUUUUGAUGCCAUUACCGAUCCCAUCAUGAAAGCCAAGAUGGUGGCCUUGAAGGGAAUUAAUAAAGUUAUGGUUCAAAACAACAUGGGGAUGUCCCAAAUGGUCGUAAACAAGUUUCCAGUGGCGCCUCAACCAGUACCGGCACCACAGGCUCAGGAAGCCUGUGCUCCUUCCCAGCAAGCAGUUGCACAGGAUAGCAAGCUGGCUGCAUACAUGACGAGACCCAGUCCUCCAAGUUUUGGUCAAGGGUUUACCAAUGAAGCUCAGAAAGUGCAGUAUGAAGACUGGCUUCGAGAGACGCAGAAGCUUCUUCAGAUGCAGCAGAAGUUUCUAGAAGAACAGAUAGGAGUUCACCGGAAGUCAAAGAAGGCUCUGUCCGCGAAGCAAAGGACGGCUAAGAAAGCUGGACGGGAGUUCCCUGAGGAGGACGCUGAGCAGUUGAAACAUGUGACAGAACAGCAGGGCGUGGUCCAAAAACAACUGGAACAGAUACGGAAGCAGCAGAAAGAGCAUGCUGAGCUAAUAGAGGAGUACAGGGUGAAGCAGCAGCAGGGGGGUGGUAUUCAGCCCCAGAUGAUGCCUGGCAUGGUGCCGAUGCAGCAGGGUCACCCGGGCAUGGUGAUGGCAGGUCCUAUGAAUCAACCUCUGAUGGGUCCUGCUAUGCCAAUGCAGCUCCAUCCAGGCCAGGCGAAUGCUCCUCCCAACAUGCCAGGCUGGCACCCUGGAGCAUCAGGCAGUGUUGGACCUCAGAUGCCUGGUGUGAUGCCCCCUCAGAUGAUGCAAGCCCAGCCUCCUCAGCAGACCUUAGCCAGGCCCGGUCAGAGGCAACCGAGUGGCGAGUCUCCUCAUGUGAAUUUUGAUGAUACCAACCCUUUCAGUGAGGGCUUCCAGGAGCGAGAGAGGAAGGAGAGGCUGAGGGAGCAGCAGGAGAGGCAGAGGGUUCAGCUUAUGAAGGAGGUGGAGAGGCAGCGCAUGAAACAGCGCAUGGAAAUGGAGCAGCAGCAGCAGCAUCACGGCUUGCUCGGCCAGGAUGGAAAUAUGAGGAGUCUUUCACAAAUGCCUUUCUAUAACCAGAACUUGCCUCAAGACUUCAUGCAGCCCCAUAGACCUCAGCAGCAAAUGCAAGGACCAGGGUUCCCCCAGCAGCAAGGCAUGCCUGGCAUGCAAGGUCCUCCAGGACCCAUGAUGGGAAAUGGACCCUUCCCUCAGGAAGUAAGACCAGGGUUUGUAUCGGACAAGCAACUACAGCAGCACGGUGGUCCCAACCAUUCUUCUUCUAACUUCAUUCAGGCGCAACCAAGACCUCAAAGGUUUCCAGGACCAAAUAUGGUGCCUCAGAACCCAGGGCAAGGACAUCCUUUUGGAGUAGAGUCUACUAUGCCUCUACCUCCAAACUUCCCAGGGUCCGGUCCAUCGUUAAUUCAGCUCUACUCCAACAUAAUCCCUGAGGAGAAGGGCAAGAAGAAGCGCAACCGCAAGAAGAAGAAGGAUGACGAUGCAGAAUCCCUGAGGGCACCAUCCACACCGCACUCUGACCUGACCGCCCCGCUGACGCCCUGCGUUUCAGAUACAUCCUCCACGCCCACCAGGAACCCCCUGCUCUUUGGAGAUCACGAGAUUUGCGAAACCUCCCAGCCUGGAUCUUCCACCCCGGGUUCGCAGAGCAGCCAACCCCACUCCGAGCUGGAGAGGCAGCUUUCUGAAGGAAGCUGUGGAGGAGGACCAGACCUGACCAUGAGCCAACAGGACAUCCAUGACCGCAUCCUGUCCAACAUCAAAAUGGAGAGGAUAGAGGCCAGCGACUGCCACGGCCCAAGAGGAACCAGCAUGGAUCUGGGCCUGGGCAUGGUGAAGGUGGAAGGGGAGAAGGAAAUCAUGAUGUCGCCAACAAGCAACUCGAAGGGGGAAGGUGGUAAUGAGCUCCUCAAACACCUGCUGAAGAACAAGGGGACUCCCCCACACGGGUUACCCCACCAGAGAUCUGAGGACAGCCUGAGGUCUGAGGAGGAGAACUCCACCGACAGCAAGGCUCUCCUGAGACAGAGCUCCAUAGACAGUACCGGGACUUACUCGGACAGCCAGCUCUCAGGACAUCCUGAUUUUACCGGCACAGACAAGAAGAAACAGAGAACCAAGAGGACGCCCAAAAGUGGAGAGCGCCCGGCCCCUCGCUCCAAGAAGAGGAAGAAGGAGGAGGAUGAGAGACAAGUUUCAUAUUCCUCCACAGAGCCAAUAAUGACCAGUUUAAAACAGCAGCAGAAGCUCUCUCUCCUGCCCCUGAUGGAGCCCCUGGUUGGGGUAAAUUUUGCCCACUUCGUGCCCUAUGGCAGUGGGCAGCUGGACGGAGAGAGCCGCCUGUCGGGAACGUUCGGCAGCGCCUCGCUGGACGGAAUAUCGGAUUAUUACUCCCAGCUCAUUUAUAAACAGAACAAUCUCAGCAACCCCCCCACCCCUCCUGCCUCCCUUCCACCUACCCCGCCCCCCGUGGCUCGCCAGAAACUGCUCAACGGCUUCGCCACCACUGAGGAGCUGGCCGGCAAAGCAGCCGUCAUCAGCGGCCAUGAUGUGACUAAAGGGCUUCCUCCCCGGACGCUGCACAUGCCGUUUAAAACGGAGGAGGAGCUUUUCGCUCGGGCUCUCGCUCACGGACCCAAAACCGUCGACGUUCCUGCCUCGCUACCAACACCCCCUCACAACAACCAGGAGGAGCUCAGGGGACAGGAGCACUGUGAGGACAGAGACACUCCGGACAGCUUCGUCCCCUCCUCCUCUCCAGAGAGCGUUGUUGGGAUGGAAAUCAGCCGAUAUCCGGAUCUCUCACGGGUCAAAGAGGAGCCUCCGUCUCCAGCUCUUUCUCCCGUCAUGCCCAUGUUCCCCAACUCCAGAGGAAAAGGUUCUGAGGCAAAACUGCGCGACAUAAAGACCGAACCCUCGUCUGUUUUCUUCGGAUCACCGUUUGGAGUGCAGCAGAACGGAUCUGGCUCAGGCCUCGUUUCCAUAGCCGUCACCCUCAAACCUGCAGCAGCUGAGAACAUCACUGAUGUGGUGGCUGCCAUUGCUGACCUCAUCCAGGUGAAGAUCCCCAGCAGUUACGAGGUGAGCAGCGGGCCGUGGCCCCACGCCGGGCUGGGGGUCCAUAAGGGCCCGGACUCGAGACCCUCGGCGUCCGGGCUGCUGCAGAGACACGGUGCGGCCGAGCUGGAGGGACCAGGGAGGCUGAGCAGGACGACCGGAGCACAGGGGCCUUUAAAACAUCAUAAUCAUCAUCAUCAUCUUCAUCAUCAUAACCAGCAGUACAGCCACCUUACCCCUGAGAAAAGUCCAUUAGGAGGCAGAGAGCAGUAUCAGGAGGGGCCCGGGAGCCCAGGCCCGAAGCCACAGUGGUGCCGCCAGUGUAAAGUGGUUGUCCUGGGAAAUGGAGUGAGGAAACCUGCCAAAGAUCAACAAAACAAAGCACAAGAAUCUCAGCUGAGUUCUGAGGGAGACCUCGUCUUCUGCAGCCACAGCUGCCUCAUCCUGCACUCCUCUGCACAAGCCAAAUCCACUAUAGACGCCAAGACGUCAGUAGCUCUGCUUGCAGAAAAGGCUCUGAAAGAGAGUCCAUCUAAAGCCCAGCACCAGUACAACAAUAACAUGUCCUCUAUGGAUGUGCACUGUCUGGCUCAGCUUCAGUCCAAACCCCCAUCCCCCUUGUCCAGCCCCCUCGGCCCGGCCUCCCCCGCCCCCGCCGAGCCCCUGAAGAUAGAGACCGUGAAGACCGAGUCGAAUUCAGACGCCCCCUUAAAAGUGACAGUGAAGUUAAAGCCUCGCUCCCAGAGCCACACUGACAACAAGCCUAAUGAUAGGCCUUGGCAUCAUGGAAAGCGCUGGAAGGGCCUCCGCUGGCGCAAAUGGACGAUUCAGAUCGCAGCGUCCAAGGGUGGACAGCCGGUUCCAACUGAGGAUCUCCUGCACGAGUUGCGCUCCUCACUGCGCCCCUGUUCGCUGUCCCGGGACUGUCGGCGCUGCUGUUUCUGUCAGCAGCAGGGCGACGGGCUGACGGACGGCGCCGCUCGUCUCCUCAACCUGGACCUGGACACCUGGGUGCACCUGAACUGCGCUCUGUGGUCGUCGGAGGUUUACGAGACGCAGGCCGGCGCCCUCAUUAACGUAGAGGUGGCGCGGCAGAGGGGCCAGAGCGUUACCUGCGCUUUCUGCCAGCGCCUGGGAGCGACGAGCGGCUGCCACCGGCUGCGCUGCCUCAACGUCUACCACUUCACCUGCGCUCUGCAGGCCGGCUGCACCUUCUUCAAGGAUAAGACCAUGCUGUGCCACCAACACCGGCCCAGAGGGGGCGCCGGCGCCAGCGCGGCCGGGCUGCACCUGGAUCAGCAGGUCCUGCGCUGCUUCUCUGUUUUCCGCCGCGUCUACGUGCAGCGGGACGAGCUGCGUCAGCUGGCGUCUGCCGUGCAGCGCCCGGAGCUGGGCCACACCUUCCGGGUGGGAAGCCUGCUCUUCCACGCCAUGGGCCAGCUCCCCCCCGCCCUGCUGCCUCACUUCCACUCGGCCAGCGCCAUCUUUCCUCCGGGGUACGAGGCCAGCCGUCUGUACUGGAGCAUGAGGCACGGCCGCCGCCGCUGUCGCUACGUCUGCUCUGUGGAAGAGCACCAGGGACGACCUGAGUUCAGCAUCCGAGUGCUCGAGCGAGGAUACGAGGACCUGGUGCUGACCGACACCUCGGCUAAAGGAGUGUGGGAUAAGGUUCUGGGAUCAGUAGCAGAGCGGAGAGCAGAGACCGGCAUGCUGAGACUCUUCCCCGUCUAUCUGAAGGGAGAGGAUCUCUUCGGACUCACCGUGUCUGCAGUGGCUCGUAUUGCUGAAUCGCUGCCCGGAGUGAAGGCCUGCUCGAGGUACCGCUUUCGUUACGGCUGGAAUCCAAUGCUGGAGCUGCCGCUGUGCAUCAACCCCACCGGCUGUGCCCGGUCUGAGCUGAGGGUCCACCCACAGAACCAACGGUUAAAGAUCCUCUCGGUGUGGAACCGCCCCUCCCGGAUCCUGCAGAACUCCGCUCUGGCAGAGGGCGGCCCGUCUCACAGUAAACACUUUGUGCACUCCAAGUCGUCUCAGUACCGCCGGCUGACCAGCGAAUGGAAAAGCAACGUCUACCUGGCUCACUCUCGCAUCCAGGGUCUUGGGCUCUUUGCAGCUCGAGACAUUGAGAAGCAGACGAUGGUCAUCGAGUACCUGGGAGACGUUCUCCGAGCCGAGGUGGCCGCAAGGAAAGAGCUGCACUACAAGGCUAAGAACCGGAAAGCCUUCAUGUUCCGCAUUGAUGGCGAGUAUGUGAUCGAUGCUACAUGUUCUGGAAGCCCUGCAAGAUACAUCAAUCAUUCUUGCUCACCGAAUUGUGUGGCGGAAGUCGUGACCUUUGAGCGAGGCUACAAAAUCAUAAUCAGCUCCAACCGCAGGAUCGAGAAGGGAGAGGAGCUGUGCUACGAUUACAAGCUGGGCCUGGUGAAGAACCAGAACCAGAAGACGCCGUGUCUGUGUGGCGCCGUGAACUGCCGCAAGUGGAUGAACUGAAUCACGGAGAGGAUCUCGUCUCCCAAUCGGAACAGAGCGUUCUCUUACGUCACGGGUGCCGAGCGUCUGCGCGGACACGCGAGUGCUGAAGGCCGAAGACUCCACUACACAAACUCACCUGCAGCGUGAGAGCAGCGAGAGAGGAGACCUGUAGCUUUUGUUGGUCUGGUUGAUUGAAGUCGUUGCGAAUUUUGACGAUUUUAGUUUUUGUUUGUUUGUUUGUUUUAUGUGCAAAAUCAAGAGGAAAAACACAAACGGCCGCGAGCCGCUGUGUUUUAUAGCCAUCUGCGUCGUUCUCUGGACUUGAGGAGAGAGAGAGGGUUAGGUUUACCUGCAUGUGCCAUGAGUGUUUAAGUAAGUGUGUGUGUGUGUGUGUGUGUGUGUGUGUGUGUGUGUCACCCUGGGGCAGAUUUCACCAGCGAAUAAGGAGAGAGAAAGAGAUAGAAAGAAAGAGCGAGAGAGCGAGCACUGUGCCGGAUAUGCCUUAUUGGUUGAAAGAGAGGGCGGGCCCAUUCGUUUAGUUCGUUUUUUGUUGAGCUGUGAUUGGUGGAGACUGUACAGGUGUAAAUCAAUGUAGAACAUCACUGAAUGAAGAAUGUACGGAAUUGACUUCCGCAAAGGGAAAAGUUUUAACUUGCACUAAAAAAGGUAAGGAAGAAAAGAAAAAAGAAAAAAAAGAGACAACACACGAAACAAACUCACGAAAAAGAAAAGCUUCAAAAUACUUGAUUCCAUGAGUCAGUUUUAUCCUGGGUUUCUCUUUGUUGUUGUUUUUGUUGUUGUUGUUGCUUUUUUUUUUGUGUAAGAAAAGUAAAAAAGGUGUUUUGUAUUUAUUAAUGUGUGAGUGGAUGAGUGGGCCUAUUUUUAAAAUAAAAAAACGUACAGAAAAAAAAAGCGAGCUUACAAAAAUUAAAAAUUAAAAAUAAGACCAGACUGCGAGCGCCGGGAACGUUGGGAACUUCGGGAAUGUCGGGAACGCCGGGAACGGCGCGCCGCAGUCUGAAGAGAUUCUGUUACAUCUGUAAAUAAAAUGUACAUAAGGAAAAAAUAUUGGAAUGAUUGACCAAAUACUACCUUAUUCAUAUUGAUGUUUGGGUGUUUAGAUGUGCUUGUUUUUUUGUUUUGAUUUUGUUUUUUUUUCUUCUUCUUCUUUUUUAAAAUUAUUUAAUAAGGAUGCGCCAUGAAAUCCGAGGUUUCAGAGGUUAUUUUAAAUGAAUAUUCUGUACAGAAUUGCAAAGUAAUUUCAAGAAUUCACAAGAAAGUAUUUUCUCUGUACUUUAGAGUAUGGUAUUGUAGUGACUCUUUGUGAUUGACACAUUAAUUCUGACCACUUGAAAAGCUGUAUUUUACUUUUUUUUAUUAUUAUUAUUAUUAUUAUUAUUAAAUGUGCAUCAAGUUUAGCAUCGGUUUUAUGCAAAGACAAACUGGUGACAAACGAAGAAGUGGAGAAGAAACUAAUCACAGAGAAAUUUUUAAACAAUUUUAAACCACCCACAUAAUAAGAAAUGGACUUAUCUAGAAUAGGCACAAGUAGAAUUUACUGUUUGUUUUUGUGUUUUUUUUUGUUUUUUACUAGUCAGGGUGCUUUUGUAUAACCUUUGUGUCUGAUUUAAACACCAGAUUAGAUCAAUUCUAAAGCAUUUCAGUCGGAUAAGCUUCGAGGAAAUCCCAAGAAAUUCAGAAGAGCGUUCCUUGUUGGAGGAAAGCGAUCGUGUACAUAAACAAUGAAUUUUUUUGUAGCUGAAAUAAAUAAACCUCCAACCUGUUACUCACCUUUCCCUCACGCCUUCUCUCCCAACGAACUAGCCGCUUCUAUCCAUUUCCUUUUCCCGUUUUCCGUUUUCCUUGUACACAGAGUUCCUGAUCUACUCAACGGAAGCUUACAUCACUGUACAGGGCAGCAAUUUUUCUCAAAAAAGCAAACAAAAAAAAAUCAACAAAAAAAAAAGUUGUAUAUAUUUUUUUUCUUGAACAGCUGUGACUAAAUUGUUUCAUGAAUAUUUUUCUUGUCCUGUAAAAAAAAAAAAUACAUCUGCAUUUUUUUUCCUGGUGGUGUUUUUGCCCUGUAUAGUAGCGUCAAAUGUUUUGGAAAAAUGAAGCCUUUUGAAGUACAGAGCGAUUAUAGGGUUUGGUAUUCAAGGAACUGAAUUUAGGAACAUUUACAGAAAAAUAAAAUAUUUUACAUCAUUA